Messenger RNA from Parasteatoda tepidariorum (common house spider), 857 nucleotides. RefSeq lists its product as uncharacterized. Lineage: Eukaryota; Metazoa; Arthropoda; Arachnida; Araneae; Theridiidae. The record is from RefSeq and is a predicted model, not a curated record.
CUAUCGUUUCCCUUUUUUUUUUCACCUUGCCCAGUUCCUGUCCCAAAUGCAAAACACUGUAAUUUUUUUUUUCAUUCUUUAUCGAUUCGAAUGGUUUGUGCAGAUGUCAUUAAGCUCAUUAUACGACAUUGUUACAAUACACGACCCUUGAUCUUCAAUUUGUAGAAAGGACAAACCAAUCUUGAGGAAAGGCGUGCUUAUAUCAGGGAUUGCGAGUGCUGUGGUUUCCUCAUUGUGUUGGUUUUGGGGAAAAAAGCUGGUUUUUAGACAUAAUUUGAAAAAGCGUUUUGACAUGGACAGCAAAUGGGUAACAGUUGUACUCCUUAUUGUGAUAGCUUCACUUUCAAGACAAGUAACAGGUAUGAAUCACUAUUACCAACAAUAUGAAGACAGUUACCCUCGGAGAAGACCUUAUGAUGAAGAUCGGAUACUGUACACUUUUUCUUCAAACAAUCCUCAUUACCCACAGAAUCAUCCAAUUUGGGAACAAUUCUGGGAUGCUUACAACUAUAAAGGUCCAUUAGAAGAAGAUCCCCGAUACCUUGAAAAUAACUUCGGAAUCAAUAACGAUUACUCAAGACCAGGAUAUUUCGUACCAAGUAGACCAGUUUCUGUUGUUCCUGCUCGUGGAGUAGAUUCAAAUAGAAAUGAAGCUUAUAACAGAUACCGAGAAUACUUCUUUAGACGUUAUGGAAGUAAUUACAUAGACUAAUACAAAAUAAUUCAAAGGAUAAAAUGUUUUCUUUAAGUACUUUGUUUAAAAUAUUUCGUGAUGUUGUUCCGCAAAAACAUUUGUAAUUUUUUAUUUACAAUACCAUAAUUUAACAUCAAAACAACGCAACAUGAAAAUAAUGUUU